GGAAGGAAGGAAAAGCCCAGAGGGGGAGGGGGUGCCCAUGGCCUCCAACGGCUCCGCUGCAAUUCGGGAUUCCCCCCUGGAGCCGGGAAUUUUCCUGGAUGAGGAUCUGGGAUCUGACUGGUACAUCUACGAAUCCACAGAAUCCACGCCCCAGGAUGACCUUUUUCCCGACUCGAUCCCGGAAUGCCACCCCACAAUUUCCCCCCGGAUGUACCACACCAUCAUGGCCCCCAUUUCCCUGGCCGUGAUCCUGGCCUUGUCCUUCCUGGUGAAGCGCCGCCGGCUUUACCGGGACUGCUGGAAUGGCGUCCCGGGAUUGCUCAGCCCCGGGAAUUUCCUGGAAGAGGACGGGCACCGCGGCCUGGCCGCCGCCGUGUUCGGGAUCCUGUUCUCGGCUCUGUGCCAGCUCGUACUGGACAAGGACCCGCUGCCCCUCGCGGCCCCGGCGACCCCCGGAGCCCGCGAGUUCUGGAAGAUCCUGGCACUGCUCUACUACCCGGUGUUCUACGCACCCUUGCUGGCCUGCGCCAGCCCCCGGCACCGCCUGGGCUACGCGGCCGGCGCGCUGCUGGCCUGGGCUCACUGCGCCGCCCAGCUGGGCCACCGCCUCCAGUGUCCUCUGGCCACCAAGAUCCACAGGCUGUACUCCCUGCUGUCCGAUGUCCCCAUCCUGCUGUCCCUGUCCCUGCUCAGUCUCUGGUACCCGGUGCUGCUCGUGCACAGCCUGCGCCAUGGGGACGGCUCGGAGCCGGAGAUUCCUGGGAAGGCCUAUUACCAGAAGUACCUCAAGGCUGUGCUGUCCAAGCGGGGCCGGAAGGAGAGCUUGGCCAAGAUUGACGAGAGCCCCUGGUCCCGGAUCCGCUCCUACCUGCGCUCCUACGUCUACGUUCCCGAGGAAGGAUUCCGGAUCCCGCUGAAGUUGGUGGUGUCCCUCACUGUGGCCGUCAUCGCCGUCUACCAGGUGGCCCUGCUGCUCCUGGUAGCCGUUGUCCCCACGAUCCAGAUUGUCCGGGCGGGAAUGACCAAGGACAUGGUGGUGCUGCUGGUCCAGUUCGGAUUGGUGCCCUCAGACAACCCGGCUGUGCCGGGGGACAUGGAAAAGGAGCUCAGCACCGUCCGGCACUACCUGUGGUCACUGGAAGUGUGUUACAUCUGCUCGCUGGUGCUGUGCUGCCUGCUCACCUGCGCCAUGCUGCUCCGGAGCCUCGGCAUGCACAGGUCCAACCUGCGGGCACUGUACCAGGGCGCUGUGCUGGACGUGUUUUCCAAGGCCCACAUCCUGCGACCUUCCCGGGAAGCCGUCGUCUGCUGGAUCGCCUUCUCCAGCUUCCAGGCAGCCUUCGCCUGCCUGGGUCUCCUGAUCCAGCAGAUCAUUUUCUUCCUCUGCUCUGUGGCCUUCACCUUCCUGGUGGUGAUCCCGCUCCAGGCUGGCACCAGCUCCCCGCUCUUCGGGAUCAUCCGGAACAUGUGGCCCUUCUGGCUGACCCUGGUGGUGGCCGUGCUCGUGCAGCAUCUCCUGGCUCGGUUUCAGUUCCUGGAGCAGCAUUCCCUGCAGAAGGAGCUCACCAACAGGCGCGCCCUGUACAUUGUCACCUUCCUGCUCUUCCCCAUCAACGUCCUGGUGGGAGUCCUGGCCGGAGUGUGGCGUGUGGUCAUCUCUGGCCUCUACAACGCCAUCCACCUGUGCCGGCUGGACAUCAGCCUGCUGCAGCGUGGUGUGGAGACCUUCGACCCAGGGUACCACACCUACUGCCACUACCUGAAGGUGGAGGUGAGCCAGUGCCACCCACUGCUGAGAGCCUUCUGCUCCCUGCUGCUCCAGCCUGGCCGGAACAAGCCACCAGCAGCGCCCCGGGACACACACCUGGAGGAAGGCCUCCAGCUGAUGCAUCCCAAGCAUCCAGCUCCAGGAAAAGCACGGAUCCAGCGGAUCCGGGCGCGCUGGUGGGUGGCCUACACGCUCCUGCACAACCCCUCGCUGACCGCUUCCCGAAAAACCGCGCUGGCCGAUCCCGCGGCCAACGGCGCCCAGCUGGGCAUUCCCAGGCCCUGAAUUCCCCGGAAUCCCACCCCCCAUCCCAUCCCAUCCCCGUCUCCCCCAGUGGGAUUUUCAGGCCCUUCCCACCCCCCUUUCCAUCCUCUGGACUUUCUCCAAGGGUUUAUCCUGAAAUCCGUGCUGAACCAGUCCUGAGGUGACACCUCUGAGCCCGGCCUGGAGCCGAGCCAAGGAAAACAUUCCCAAAAAUAUUUUGGGAUUCACUCCUGCAAACGAGCCAGUUCUCAGCAGCUUUUCCAACAUGGCACAACUCCCAAAAAACUGGGACAGGAUCGUGGGGGCAUCCUCAGCCAGCUGAAGGAAUUCUCAACCACCAGGAAUUACCCCUGGGACAAAAUUCCCAUUCCCAGCUUCUCCCUUCCCUAUCCCGGUUCCAUCUGGACCCUGCAUCUGCUCCCAGGAUGUUUUUUCCCCCAAUUCAUGAAGGAUCAAAUCCCCCCCUGCUCUCUGUCCUCUACCGUUCUGAAAUUCGUGGCAAUCCCGCGGUUUUCCGGGGCUGGGAUCCAUGGAAAGCCUCCCUGGGAAGGAGAAUAAACAGAUGCCUCAUCCCUAACCCCAAACGUGCAUUCUCCUUGGAUAUUCCCAGUUCCAGUGGGAUUUGGGACCAUCCCAGACCCCACUCCAGGGAAUGGUUGGGAUGACCUCGCCCAGUAGAGAUUUUGGGGAUCUGCUGCAGUUGGGAAUGUCAGGAUCCAAUCCGUGAUCCCCCUUUAGGGCGGUUUUAGGGGAAAUCCCAAG
Molecule: messenger RNA, 2794 nt
Organism: Catharus ustulatus (Swainson's thrush)
Lineage: Eukaryota; Metazoa; Chordata; Aves; Passeriformes; Turdidae
Gene: STRA6
Product: signaling receptor and transporter of retinol STRA6
Exons: 18
Coding region: 38-2053 (671 amino acids)
Biological process (GO): vitamin A import into cell
Cellular component (GO): plasma membrane
Molecular function (GO): retinol transmembrane transporter activity; signaling receptor activity
Source: RefSeq, a predicted model, not a curated record